CUUCACUUCCUCUAAAGAUUUACUCUCCUGAAUAUGUGAUGCUCUAGUUUUGAAUCGUCGGUGCUAUAUAAAGAGAAAUUUCGCUGCGGACGAUAGCAAACGAUUCAUAGAAGUUUCGAAACUUGUUAAGCUCCCAGUUUCUUUAAACAGGUACAAAUUAUGAGGGUCCUCUGGACGGCAACAGCUUUAGUAUUACUCAUCUCCACCCCGGCUUUCAGCCAAGGGCCCUUCCCGUUCUUCGGUGGAGGAGGCGGCCCUGUCCCCUUCGGUUUGGGUGGACCCCCCGGAUUUGGUGGGGGACAUCCAGCAUUUGGAGGUGGACCUUUUGGAGGAGGUAUCCCAGUCUUCGGAGGUGGAGGAGGAGGUGGUAGCUUCGGUGGCCCCUCUGGUUUAUCUUUUGGUGGAGGACCCCCUUCCUUUGGACCCGGCCCAUCUUCAUUUGGACCAGGACCCACUCCUUUUAGCAGCGGUGGAGGUUUUGGAGGACCUUCAAGCUACUCCAGCGGUGGUAGUGGUGGCUUCGGAGGUAGUAGCGGAGGCGGAAGCUUCAGCGGUUAUACCAUCCAGGGUCUAGGAGGUCUAGGCGGUUCUGGUGAAGGUGGUCUGCCAUUCUCUCUCGGCGGACGCUUCGGAAGCUUUCUCCAAGGCCUCGGCGGAAGGCGAUGAAAACAAACAUUUUAAUCGGUUUCGGAACAGAUGCGGCGGUCAUUCUCUCGUCUUUGCUUGUAAAUAGAACUGCGCACAAUCUUCAUUCUUCUGCAGCGACAUCUGGUGAAAACUAACAUAAGCUACUGCUUACGUUUCCAAAUACUGGUUAUCACUUUUGUAAAUAGAUACUUCUUCUUUUCUUCUUUUGUUGGAAAAGAUAUUGUGAUAUAUUUUACUGUUGUAAAUAGAAUGGAUAAAAAUAUUAAAUUUUGUUGGAUUUUUA
Molecule: messenger RNA, 931 nt
Organism: Stegodyphus dumicola
Lineage: Eukaryota; Metazoa; Arthropoda; Arachnida; Araneae; Eresidae
Source: RefSeq, a predicted model, not a curated record